Messenger RNA from Mirounga angustirostris (Northern elephant seal), 5566 nucleotides. It is a transcript of the gene COL21A1, whose product is annotated as collagen type XXI alpha 1 chain. The coding region runs from base 2037 to 3479 and encodes 480 amino acids. Gene Ontology annotation, molecular function: extracellular matrix structural constituent conferring tensile strength. Gene Ontology annotation, biological process: extracellular matrix organization. The record is from RefSeq and is a predicted model, not a curated record. NCBI's taxonomy places the organism in Eukaryota, Metazoa, Chordata, Mammalia, Carnivora, Phocidae. The transcript has 22 exons.
UUGAGGUUCAUAAUUGAAAUAAAAUGAUAAUUUUAUUUCACUGUGCAAGUGUGAAUGGAGGAGCACAAGGAAAGGUUUUCUUCACACCUCAGAGUGUGAGGUUUCCGGUACUCAAGUGAAGCAGGACUGGACCUGCUCUAGGAAAGUCUAGGAUUCUUUGAAUAUCUGGAGUAUCCAGAGUGUAAAAUACAUUUCUAUGCUUAAUUAAAUGUGUGGAUAGAAUACCCCACACAGCACAAUUCUAGAGAAUAGGAAGUGAUUCAUUUUCCUGUUCACCAACAUAUUUUCUCACACCAUAAUGAAUAUACAGGUUUCUUUUUGUUGUUGUUACCUAAGGAAGAUUUUCUUGUAUUUCAAGGAUAUAGUAACUUUCCAUUUAUGUAGCUAUUUUCAUUAAUGUGUUAGGAGGAAAAAAUGAUAAGCUAAAAUGUUAGAGUCUGAUUAUAUACGUGUGCUUGUGGUGUGUGUGUGUGUGUGUGUGUGUGUAAUCCUUUUCCCCUUGGGCAAAAAAAAAAUAUAUUUUUGUAAUGCAAAUAAGAUAGGACGUUUUAAACUUUUUAUAGUGUGGAUUCCCAGUGACCUUUGAGCUCAUGUGAUAGUUCUUUUAGUUUGUAAAGUCAUACUACCAUCAUCUUUUUUUCCUAUCAAAUGGAAUAACCUACAAAUCCAUAUGUUCUGAAAACUUGAGGACAUAGGGCAGUACGUUUAAAUGCUCUAUAAUAAUAUCAACCAUGGAACCUUUUAGAAAUGAUUCAUUCUUGGUGUUUUAGAGAGGUAAUUGUUUAAACACUAUAAUUUUUAUUUUAGAUACUUAUAACUUGAAAUACAGACCUCUAAUCUCUCCUAAAAGUAUUAAUAUGUGAUUACAUUCUGAGAGUCCAUUUUAUAUACUUUAUUUAUUGAUAUUUCUGCAUUGAUGUUAUGACCAUUACCCUCCCACAUCAUAAAAGCACAAGAAUAGAUAGUAGAUUUUGAGUUCUCACAGUCACUUUUUUUGUGUUUUUAUGUCUCCUUCCUUACUUUCAGGUGUGACUUCAUGUAGCAUACCUUUUGCAUCUUUAUUCCCACUUUCUCAUUUUCUGAUUUAAUUUUUAUUGUCUGGAAAAAUUAUUAACCUUUUUAAAAUCGUGUAUUAUUCAGUAAGAAGCAAAUUGUUUAGUGAGGAGGUCUCCUAAAGUUAAAUGCAGAAAAUUUAAUGCAUGGAAUUUGUGACUUUCUUAGAUGUGUUUUGGCUUUUUCCUCUGGUUUUUAUAUGACUUCCAGAAAGUUCAAAAGAGCAUAUAAAUCUCACCCUGGAGUAUUUUUGCUCCUGCGUGACCAUUACACCAAGCAGCUUUGGCAUUUCCAUUUUCUCGUUCUGCUCUUCAUUGUUGUUCAUGUCCUUACUUUAUUCUACUGUAAAUGUCAUCAUAACGUGUGUUAAUGUCAUUUUUUUAGGACAGUGGCACGUACAUGUUUUAGUUCUUGCUGGUUUUGAUACUUCAUGUAUCUAGAACCUGGACAAUAAAAUAUCUAUAAAUUAGGAAGAUAAUUUAGAAAUUUAAAAGUGUCCUUUAAAACACAUUCAUUGUUGUUUUUCUUUCAGAAUGGUGAGGUAGGCCUGGAAACUAUUAUUCUCCUUAAGGUAAUAUUUGUAUUGUGGGACUGUUUAGCUUCCUUCCAUCAACUGUAAGUACAUUAGACCAAUAGAACUCAUUUUUAUGUAGUUUGAGUGCAUUUAGUUUUCAUAGUUUGUGAUUCAGAAUUUCUUAAUGGAUUGUGCUAAACAAAAUUGGAAAGCAGAUGUAAGAUAUCUUUACAGUUUCAUAAAGACAUUCAGACACCUACACAUACUUAUGUACAUAUAGAUAUACAUGUGUCUUUCCAUGUUUGUUGUUGAUUGCCGUUUUUGUCUCUCUAGUGCCUCAAUGGUCCCAGUGAUGUAGGUUCAACUCCAGCUCCCUGUGUUUGUCCUCCAGGAAAACCAGGACUGCAAGGCCCCAAAGGUGAACCUGGACAGCCUGGGAACCCUGGCUACCCUGGACAAUCUGGUCAAGAUGGGAUAUCAGGGAAUUGCAGGAUCACCAGGUGUCCCAGGAUCCCCAGGAAUACAAGGAGUCCGAGGACUACCAGGUUACAAAGGAGAACCAGGGAGAGAUGGUGAAAAGGGUGACCGUGGACUUCCGGGUUUUCCUGGGCUUCAUGGAAUGCCAGGAUUAAAGGGUGAAAUGGGCCCCAAAGGAGAUAAAGGAUCAACUGGAUUUUAUGGCAAAAAGGGUGCAAAAGGUGAAAAGGGGAAUGCUGGAUUUCCUGGCCUUCCUGGACGUGCUGGAGAACCAGGAAGACAUGGAAAGGAUGGAUUAAUGGGUAGUCCUGGUUACAAGGGAGAAGCAGGACCUCCAGGUGCUCCAGGUCAGGAUGGAUCACAAGGAGAGCCUGGAAUGCCAGGAUUUCCUGGAAACCAAGGAUUAAUGGGACAAAAAGGAGACAUUGGGCCUCCAGGACCACUAGGAAAAAAAGGAGCUCCAGGGAUUCCUGGUUUGAUGGGACAUGAUGGCUUGCCCGGUCAGCCUGGAACACCAGGAUCUAAGGGAAAUAAAGGUGAACCUGGACUUAAAGGGAUGACUGGGGCUUCUGGACUAAAGGGAGAACAAGGAGCAGUAGGUCUCCCGGGAGAACCAGGAUACCUGGGUUUACCUGGAAUUCAAGGAAAAAAGGGGGACAAAGGAAGUGAAGGUGAAAGAGGCAUUCAGGGCCAAAAGGGAGAAAAUGGAAGAGAAGGGAUCCCGGGGCAACAGGGAAUUCAAGGCCAUCAUGGUGCAAAAGGAGAGAGAGGUGAAAAGGGAGAGCCUGGUGUCAGAGGUGCCACUGGACAAAAAGGAGAGUCUGGGAUGGACGGCCUGAUGGGGCCUGUGGGUCCCCAGGGGCAGCGUGGGGUAGCAGGUCCUCAGGGACCUCCAGGAUUGGAUGGGAAACCUGGGAGAGAAUUUUCAGAACAGUUUAUUCGACAAGUUUGCACUGAUGUAUUAAGAGCUCAGCUACCAGUCUUACUUCAGAGUGGAAGAAUUCAUAGUUGUGAUCAUUGCCAGUCCCAGCACGGUUCCCCUGGUAUUCCUGGGCCACCUGGUCCCAUAGGCCCGGAAGGUCCUCGAGGAUUUCCUGGUUUGCCAGGAAGAGAUGGUGUUCCUGGGUUAGUGGGUGCUCCUGGACGUCCAGGUGCCAGAGGAUUAAAAGGUCUACCAGGAAGAAAUGGGGCAAAAGGGAACCAAGGGUUUGGGUACCCCGGAGGACAAGGUCCUCCUGGUCCCCCAGGUCCGGAGGGCCCUCCUGGAAUAAGCAAAGAAGGUCCUCCAGGAGACCCAGGUCUCCCAGGCAAAGAUGGAGAUCAUGGAAAACCUGGAAUCCAAGGGCAACCAGGACCCCCUGGCAUCUGCGAUCCAUCGCUAUGUUUUAGUGUAAUUGUCGGAAGAGAUCCAUUUAGAAAAGGACCAAACUAUUAGUGUCUGAUGCCUCACUCAGCAACCUAGGCAUGGUGCUUUUCUCUUGUGGUCUUUUGCAUCUCAGGAAGAUAACAACAGUAAUCCCUUGAAAAGGAACUAAAGUACCUCGGUGUUUUUAUUAUUAUUUUUUUCUUAAGGAAAAAUAUAUAAAAGGUCACAUAUACUGAUUCUAGAGACCCUGCAGUAAUUCAAGAGCCUUUAGAUUAGUAGCAUUAACUAAAUCUCAAGGGUUUCUUGUAAGUCCAUUUAUUUUAAUCAAAGUUGAACAUUAAAAAAACCCGCCAUUGCCUGUUACCAGUCAAUUUCAGUCACUGUGAAAUAUUUCACAUUCAGCCUCCAUGCAGCAGAGUAUUUGGGUUCAAUUUCAUGUCUGUGUGAAUUUCAUGUUUCAUAUCUCAUAGCACAUGCUUGUCACAUUAGCCAAAACACAUGUCUGGUGUCGUUGGAAAGAACAUCAGGGCUGACACUCGGCUAGGACCGACUGUAUUGCCACUUACUCCGGUGUCUGUCCUAACUGGGGAGGGACAGUGGACUGGUGGGUGUUCAGGGUUUUGAAUGAUCACCUCUGAAUGAGAUGAAAGUGUUCCUUAAGUACAUGUGCAAACCCUCAAAUUAUGCUGAGAGACAGUAUUGAUUACAUGGGGAAUGGUCAAAAUGGUGUCACGUUAAGAAUAUGUUAGAAAAAAGUUUCAUUGUACCUGGUCAGUAUGUUCCAAGGAAAUGCAGGUUCAGGAAUGCUAAAAAGACUUCAUUCUUCACAUUUGCUUAGUAAUUGGAAUGUUUGUUGUAUGCCUUCAUCUUCCAUUUCACUUAUUAUAUGUGUAUGUUCCUAUAUGUUAACUUUGAUUUGUAGCAAAGCUAAUGGGAAUAAAUGCUCUAGUCAAAAGGAAAGAUAACUCCACAGCUCCUAGUACAUGUUGAUAUUUUUAGCAGACUUUAAAAUAUUAUGAACAGUCUUUGUGUACUGUACUUACUGCUUUUGUAAGGCACAUGUUUGAGAUAUUUCAUCCUAAUCAUGCUCUAAAUUUUGUUACAUGCUUGUUACUCAAAGUACAAUAAAGUUUUGUACAGGCCUGUUUGCCGUGGUUUCUUUUUUAUACAUAAUUUGAACUGAUGGAGGAGUAUAGUAUCCAUAUCCCAUAGUCACUUAUUCAGUGGAUAUACUUUAUUAUUUACCCUAUUCUCUACAAACUUGUUCAUCUGAAAUAAGAACUUAGAAAUUCGGUUGGUAUGCUACUCACAUAAAGAUAUGGUGCAGCAUCUCCUUCCUGGCCCAAGAGUGGCUGUGGAUCUGUGUUUAGUUUAACUGACGUGUCAUUCUACCACUCUGAUGAGGACCUCAUAACAUUCAGUAGCAGAGUUGACACAAGGCUUGUUUUUUGUUGUUUUUGCUUUUUUUAUUGAAGUAUGGUUGACACACAGUGUUACAUUAGUUUCAGGUGCACAACAUAGUGAUUCAGCAGGUCUGUACGGUGUGCUGUGCUCGCCGUCUGUCACCACACAACGCUAAAACAUACAGUGUAGCCACCGUCUGUCCCCAUACGCUGCCGUAAUGGUAUCAUCGACUGUAUUGCCUCUGCUGUACCUUUCAUCAUUCCGUAACUAGGAGCCUGUAUCUCCAACUCCCUUUCACCCAUUUUUCCCAUCCUCCCAUUCAUCUCCCCUCUGGCAACUAUCAGUUUGUUCUCUGUACGUAUAGGUAUGUUUCUGCUUUCUGUUUGUUCAUUUUGUUUUUUAGAUGCCACACGCAAGUGAAAUCAUACGGUAUUUGUCGUUCUCUGACUUAUUUCACUUAGCAUAAUAUGCUCCAGGCCCAUCCAUGUUGUUGCAAAUGACAAGAUUUCAUUCUUUUUUAUGGCUGAGUAAUAUUCCAUUGCAUAUAUGUACACCACGUCUUCUUGAUCCAUUCAUCUAUCAGCAGAUGCUUGGGUUGCCUCCAUAAUUUGGUGGUUGUAAAUAAUGCUGCAAUAAACGUAGGGGUGCAUAUGUCUUUUUGAAUUAGUGUUUUUGUUUUCUUUGGGUGAAUAUCCAAUGGUGAAAUUAUUGGAUCAUACAGUAUUUCUAUUUUUAAUUUUUUGAGGAAUCUC